GCCAAGCAGCAAACCUUGAAGAGAUGCUCAGUUUUUCUUGACUUCUGUGGUGAAAGACCUUGAAAAAGUUGGCACUUCUAGCCUAGGCUGCCAUCAGUCUACUGCUCACCCCAAGACUACCCAGGCUGAACAGUAGUGCUUCCCUCUUUACUCCUCCAUGGUCAUGCAUAUCAGCACGUGACUGUUUAUUUUCAAAUCUCCAAACUCCAGUCCCCAGAACUUCAUAGUUUACUUCUCGGCUGCUCAUGAAGGACAGUGACUUAUUACUACAACAGCAAAGCCUGCCAUUCCCAGCAGAUCACCAGUACCUAUGACAUCAUCACCUCCUUUGUGUCAUUCUGUGAUCUCCUAAAUGCUCAUCUUUUUGGCCUGGGUUCAAUUGGUGGUAUGGAGGGGUGCUGCCUAGCACUGACCUGAGAGUGUGUGUGAGACCCACUGACCCAAUGGACAUCAAAGGCCAGUUCUGGAAUGAUGAUGAUUCAGAAGGAGAUAAUGAAUCAGAGGAAUUUCUGUAUGGAGUUCAGGGGAGCUGUGCAGCUGACCUGUAUAGACACCCACAGCUUGAUGCAGACAUUGAAGCAGUGAAGGAGAUCUACAGUGAGAACUCUGUGUCCAUCAGAGAAUAUGGAACUAUUGAUGAUGUGGACAUUGACCUCCAUAUCAACAUCAGCUUCCUCGAUGAGGAAGUAUCUACAGCUUGGAAGGUCCUUCGAACAGAACCUAUUGUGUUGAGGCUACGGUUUUCUCUUUCCCAGUACCUCGAUGGACCAGAACCAUCAAUUGAGGUUUUCCAGCCAUCGAAUAAGGAAGGGUUUGGGUUAGGUCUUCAGUUAAAAAAGAUCCUGGGUAUGUUUACAUCCCAACAAUGGAAACAUCUGAGCAAUGAUUUCCUGAAGACCCAGCAGGAAAAGAGGCACAGUUGGUUCAAAGCAAGUGGUACCAUCAAGAAGUUCCGAGCUGGCCUCAGCAUCUUCUCACCCAUUCCUAAGUCUCCCAGUUUUCCUGUCAUACAGGACUCCAUGCUAAAAGGCAAACUGGGUGUACCAGAACUUCGAGUUGGACGCCUUAUGAAUCGUUCCAUUUCUUGCACCAUGAAGAACCCCAAAGUAGAGGUGUUUGGCUAUCCCCCCAGCCCCCAGGCAGGUCUCCUGUGCCCCCAGCACGUGGGCCUCCCUCCCCCAGCACGGACUUCUCCUUUGGUCAGUGGUCACUGCAAGAACAUCCCCACUCUGGAGUAUGGAUUCCUUGUCCAGAUCAUGAAGUAUGCAGAGCAGAGGAUUCCAACAUUGAAUGAGUACUGUGUGGUGUGUGAUGAGCAGCAUGUCUUCCAGAAUGGGUCCAUGCUUAAGCCAGCUGUCUGUACCCGUGAACUAUGUGUCUUCUCCUUCUACACACUGGGAGUCAUGUCUGGAGCUGCAGAGGAGGUGGCUACUGGAGCAGAGGUGGUAGAUCUACUGGUGGCCAUGUGCAGAGCUGCUUUGGAGUCCCCUAGAAAGAGCAUCAUCUUCGAGCCUUAUCCUUCUGUGGUGGACCCCACUGAUCCCAAGACUCUAGCCUUUAAUCCUAAGAAGAAGAAUUAUGAGCGGCUUCAGAAAGCUCUGGAUAGCGUGAUGUCCAUUCGGGAGAUGACCCAGGGCUCAUAUUUGGAAAUCAAGAAACAGAUGGACAAGCUGGAUCCCUUGGCCCAUCCUCUUCUGCAGUGGAUAAUUUCUAGCAACAGGUCACAUAUUGUCAAACUACCUCUCAGCAGGCAGCUGAAGUUCAUGCACACCUCACACCAAUUCCUCCUGCUGAGCAGCCCUCCUGCCAAGGAGGCUCGGUUCCGGACCGCCAAGAAGCUGUACGGAAGCACCUUUGCCUUCCAUGGGUCCCACAUUGAGAACUGGCAUUCAAUCCUGCGCAAUGGGCUGGUCAAUGCAUCCUACACCAAACUGCAGCUGCAUGGAGCAGCCUAUGGCAAAGGCAUCUACCUGAGCCCCAUCUCCAGUAUUUCCUUUGGAUACUCAGGAAUGGGCAAAGGACAGCACAGAAUGCCUUCCAAGGAUGAGCUGGUCCAGAGAUAUAACAGGAUGAACACCAUCCCCCAGACCCGAUCCAUUCAGUCAAGGUUCCUGCAGAGUCGGAAUCUAAACUGUAUAGCACUUUGUGAAGUGAUUACAUCUAAGGACCUUCAGAAGCAUGGAAACAUUUGGGUGUGCCCUGUGUCCGACCAUGUCUGCACAAGGUUCUUCUUUGUGACAUCAGAAACCAUGCCGAAGCCACACAGUGAAGCAGGGACUGCCUUCAUUCAGACCCAGCAGCUCCACGCAGCCAUGGCUGAUACCUUCCUGGAACAUAUGUGCCGCCUGGACAUUGACUCUGCACCAAUCACGGCCCGCAACACUGGCAUUAUUUGUACCAUUGGUCCUGCUUCCCGGUCAGUGGAGAUGCUGAAGGAGAUGAUCAAGUCUGGAAUGAAUGUGGCUCGUCUGAAUUUCUCUCAUGGAACUCAUGAGUAUCAUGCAGAAACUAUCAAGAAUGUGCGUACGGCCACAGAAAGCUUCGCAUCUGACCCCAUUCUCUACCGACCUGUUGCUGUGGCUCUGGACACAAAGGGACCUGAGAUCAGGACUGGACUCAUCAAAGGCAGCGGUACUGCAGAAGUGGAGCUGAAGAAGGGAGCCCCCUUGAAGAUCACCCUGGACAAUGCCUACAUGGAGAAGUGUGACGAGAACAUCCUGUGGCUGGACUAUAAGAACAUCUGUAAGGUGGUAGAGGUGGGCAGCAAGAUCUACGUGGAUGAUGGGCUCAUCUCACUGCAGGUGAAGGAGAAAGGUGCUGAUUUCCUGCUGACAGAGGUAGAGAAUGGUGGCUCCUUGGGCAGCAAGAAGGGGGUGAACCUCCCUGGAGCUGCUGUGGAUCUCCCUGCUGUGUCAGAGAAGGACAUCCAGGACCUGAAGUUUGGAGUGGAGCAGGAUGUCGACAUGGUGUUUGCAUCUUUCAUCCGCAAGGCAGCUGAUGUGCAUGAGGUUAGGAAGAUCCUGGGAGAGAAGGGCAAGAACAUCAAGAUCAUCAGCAAAAUUGAGAACCAUGAAGGUGUCCGCAGGUUUGAUGAGAUUUUGGAGGCUAGUGAUGGGAUCAUGGUGGCUCGUGGUGACCUGGGCAUUGAGAUUCCUGCAGAGAAGGUCUUCUUAGCUCAGAAGAUGAUGAUUGGACGAUGCAACCGAGCUGGGAAGCCUGUCAUCUGUGCCACUCAGAUGCUGGAGAGCAUGAUCAAGAAACCUCGCCCCACCCGUGCUGAGGGCAGUGAUGUGGCCAAUGCAGUCCUAGAUGGAGCUGACUGCAUCAUGCUGUCAGGAGAAACAGCCAAAGGGGACUACCCUCUGGAAGCUGUCCGCAUGCAGCACCUGAUAGCUCGGGAGGCUGAGGCAGCCAUGUUCCAUCGUCUGCUGUUUGAAGAACUUGUGCGAGCCUCCAGUCACUCCACAGACCUCAUGGAGGCCAUGGCCAUGGGCAGCGUGGAGGCUUCUUUUAAGUGUUUAGCGGCAGCUUUGAUAGUUCUGACGGAGUCUGGCAGGAGUGCCCACCAGGUGGCCAGGUAUCGUCCACGAGCUCCCAUCAUUGCUGUGACUCGCAAUCCCCAGACUGCUCGCCAGGCCCACCUGUACCGUGGCAUCUUCCCUGUGCUGUGUAAGGAUGCGGUACAGGAUGCCUGGGCUGAGGAUGUAGACCUUCGUGUGAAUUUGGCCAUGAAUGUUGGCAAGGCCCGAGGCUUCUUCAAGAAGGGAGAUGUGGUCAUUGUGCUGACUGGGUGGCGCCCUGGCUCCGGCUUCACCAACACCAUGCGUGUCGUGCCAGUGCCUUGAUGGCCUUAUGGAACCUCUUCUAGCCCCUGUCCCAUCCCCUCCCCCAUCCCAUUCAUUAGGCCAGCAACGCUUGUAGUGCUCACUCUGGGCCAUACUGUGGCGCUGUUGGGCUGGGACACCGAGGAAAAUUAAUGCCUUUGAAGCACGGACUAGAGCCCAGCUGUCUAGCUGGGGAUGAGGGAGGAAUGCAGAAUUGGAAACCCUCUGCCUUUAUCACAAAAGGGCAGCAACAUGUCUGUGUGUUUUGCUCCUGUAGAAAGUUGCCCAGAGAACUCCCAGCCCUGGCCUGGAGUCAAGAGAUGACAGCAAGAGUAGGGGCUUAGGGCAUUGGGCCCAGGUUCCUGUGUAGAUAACCCUUGACCCUGGGCCUGAUUUGCUUCCCCAACAGCUUUGGCCUCCCCUCUCAUCCUUGUGCACUCCACUCAGCUGCCACUGCAGACACACACUCCACCUUCUGUUCUGCAGUGACUCUAGGCCUGUUGCUAUAGCGCCCACCUGAAUGUCAAUAAACAGCAGCUGAAGCA
This is a messenger RNA of Phodopus roborovskii (desert hamster), 4369 nucleotides long. Its product is annotated as protein mono-ADP-ribosyltransferase PARP6. Gene Ontology annotation, molecular function: potassium ion binding; magnesium ion binding; protein serine/threonine kinase activator activity. The transcript has 32 exons. The record is from RefSeq and is a predicted model, not a curated record. Gene Ontology annotation, cellular component: endoplasmic reticulum tubular network; intracellular anatomical structure; cytoplasm. Gene Ontology annotation, biological process: glycolytic process; endoplasmic reticulum unfolded protein response; cellular response to insulin stimulus. NCBI's taxonomy places the organism in Eukaryota, Metazoa, Chordata, Mammalia, Rodentia, Cricetidae. Bases 444 to 3845 code for a protein of 1133 amino acids.